AUGCCACUGACAUCCGGCUCAGCGACCGCCCCGUCCGCCACCGCCGGCAGCGGCUUGCUAGCCAAGAUGAAACUCUGGUUCAUGACCCGCCGAGCCAACCACGCCGCCCGCAAAGCCUGGCGUUUCGGUGCCAAGAAAGACCAUGCUGCCGCAGCAGCAGCUCCCACACCAGUCGCCCCGGUCCCACCAAAGACUCCUGCUGCGGUUGUCCCACCUGCUAUACCCGCUGCUGCGCCCAAGGCACCUGUUGUUCCGGCUGCUGCUCCUCCGGCGGCUGCACCGGCUGCUAAGUGA
Messenger RNA from Recurvomyces mirabilis, 294 nucleotides. RefSeq lists its product as uncharacterized. NCBI's taxonomy places the organism in Eukaryota, Fungi, Ascomycota, Dothideomycetes, Mycosphaerellales, Teratosphaeriaceae. The record is from RefSeq and is a predicted model, not a curated record. The coding region runs from base 1 to 294 and encodes 97 amino acids. The transcript has a single exon.